AUGUCGUCCGCUCUGACGAUACCAAACACACUAUCUCCUCUACCCCUGGAUAGACCGGAUUCCUCUCAGCUUUUGACUCACUUUCUCGCUCGAACCGCCAAUACUAUGGGAAACGGCUCAACCGACGCAAACCCAUUCAUUGUGCAACUGAUACCGCUGGCAUUUUCACAUGAACUAAUCUUAGAUCUUGUUCUGACUCAAAGUGCUGUCCACCGAGCGGUUUCCGAGCUUGCAAAGGCUGACGAUACUGCAAAUGAGCACUAUCGCGGGUCUUUGCGACUGUUUCGAAAGCAUCUAAGUCGUUUCACAGGCGACAGUGGUAACACAAUGAUCCUCGCAGCUGCGGCUUUGAUUAUGUGCUUCACAGAGACGGCGAAAGGAGAUAUCAAUGGUGCCGUCUUCCGCCAUCUCGUGGCUGCAAGGCACUUUUUGCGUGAGAUCCUUGCCCGGGAGAGCCCUUCGAUGACAUACGACUUGAAGACCUUUCUCGUUGAAUACUACAUAUACUCUGCGACUACAAGCAUAAUAUCUGUCGAGCCGAGAUCUGAUACGCAAUUCUUACUAAGUCCCGAGAUAGAAAGCUUUGCACAACAUCUUACCACUAUUGGCUACGUUGGUCACCUAUGUGGAUGCUGGAUGGACCUUCUGCUUUUGAUUCCUCAAAUAUUCGAACUGGGCCGCAAGGCAUUUCCGGACAAUAAAAGCGACCAAGUCGCCUUUCCAACUGCCGACGACAUGAUCGUGUUCUCAAAUUUACAUGCUCGGAUUGUGUCGUACUCGCCGUACGGCUCUGUGAGCUCUGAAACAGCAACCACCGGCUAUAUCUACCAGCAAGCCAUGCUGCUGUACCUUUUAACAUGUCUCAAUGGGUUGGAAGCGCAGGACCCCGGCAAAUAUCGAAGCAUGGUAGCGGCAGCAAUUUCGGAAGCAGCAUCCCAUAUUCUACAGCUACCCGCCACAGCUCGCGUCAAUACCAGUCUUUGUUGGCCACUUGCCGUCAUUGGUGCCUGCGUUGCGGAUUCCGCAAUCCAAGAUGUCCUACGGACCCGUUUACAGUUUAUGCUACAAACGCUGGGCCUAGGAAACGUUAGGCAGACGGCAAGGCUUCUCGAGCAUAUCUGGGAAAUGCCUUUGAGCCAACGAAGUCCGUGGACUAUAUACCGAACAAUGCAAGAAAACCAGAUAUGGAUCUCAUUUGCCUGA
Molecule: messenger RNA, 1203 nt
Organism: Capronia coronata CBS 617.96
Lineage: Eukaryota; Fungi; Ascomycota; Eurotiomycetes; Chaetothyriales; Herpotrichiellaceae
Exons: 2
Coding region: 1-1203 (400 amino acids)
Biological process (GO): positive regulation of transcription by RNA polymerase II
Cellular component (GO): nucleus
Molecular function (GO): transcription cis-regulatory region binding; DNA-binding transcription factor activity
Source: RefSeq, a predicted model, not a curated record